GAAGAAAGCAAGAAAAAGGAGAACAGAGCUGAUCUACGCUUGCCGUGAGCGCGCACAGUGCAUGUCCACCGCCUUUGGGGCUGGCUGGGCUCAGUCCAGCCCAAAUUCAACAUUUUGGUCAAACCGCCAAACGGGGUGGAGUGUGGAACUGCUCCCUGCCCGUCGUUCGCUACCGCUGCCGUUGUCUUUUGCCAAUUGUCCCAUUGGAUUGGACUGGAUUGGUUUCAAGAGGCAGCUCGUCGUUCGUUUUUGCUGUCGUCUCUAUCGUCUUGCUGUUGGUGAUUGACGGCGUCCUCGUUUUCUUUUAUUUCCCAAUCUGGUGGUGUCCCUUCCUGCCUCUCAGCAUUCAACCCCGUCCCGCACCUGCUCUGAGCACCGCGUGGUGACAGCUGGACCGACGACACUCUCGCGCCUCUUGUUCGACCGGCUUCACCGUGCCCAACACGCCCGACGGACGGCUUGUAUCCAGCCGGCACGGCUCAAGUAAAAGUCGGUGGCCUCGAUCGCGACGAAUCUUCAACAACAUCGUGCUACUCCAUCAGCUCGUCUCCCAGACGGUCAAUUGGCGGUCCGGCCGUCGCUCAGUACACCAUGAGCAACCUCCCGGCCCCUAUUUCCCAAGAUGGCCCCGACCAGCACGAUACCCAAGUCACCUCUGUUGGCCUGCCGCAGACAGCACCACGGAGUAACGGCAAGCCCAACAGUUUGAACGUGCCCCUAUAUAUGCAAAGAAACGGCAACAAGGUGCUUGUUCGUCGACCCAAGCGAAAGGAUGAUGGGGCUCUGAAAGGUCUUGCCCGGUGGUUUGUUGCCAAUCAAAUUGGACUCUCCUGCAAUCUCGUCGCCCUCCUCUUCCUGGCCCACAGCAUGCCCCGCGCGCGCGAGUACACAUCCAAGUUCUUUACGCUCUCGUAUUACAACCAGAAUACAGGGAAAUACUUCCUCGGUGGCGACGAUUGGUACCUCAUCGCUUUCUUCAUCGUGGUGUUGACGGGCUUGAGGGCUGGGAUAAUGGAAUACGUGCUGGCUCCGUUUGCCAGGGCUAAGGGAGUUCAUAAGAAGAAAGACAUUGUAAGAUUCAGCGAACAAGGCUGGUUGUUGGUCUACUAUUCUUUCUUCUGGCCCCUGGGAGUGUACAUCUACCGGACAUCUACCUACUAUCUGAGCCUCCACGAUCUUUGGAAAGAAUGGCCGAAUCGUGAAAUGGAUGGGCUCAUGAAGGCCUACACCCUGGCACAGCUGUCUUUCUACCUGCAGCUACUCAUUGUUAUCAACAUCGAGGAGCGUCGCAAGGACCACUGGCAAAUGUUUUCCCACCACAUCGUUACAAGCACCUUGAUUUAUGCUGCUUACAGAGAGGGACACACGCGCGUGGGCAAUCUCAUUCUGGUUCUGAUGGAUGUGGUGGACAUUUUCCUUCCCUUCGCCAAGUGUCUGAAAUAUCUGGGCUACAAGACGAUUUGCGAUGUCAUGUUUGCUGUCUUCAUGGUCACAUGGUUCAUCGCGCGACACAUAUUCUUUCCGAUGGCCAUCUACUCCGUCUGGGCUCAUACCCUGAUCUACAUGAACGGCUGCUUCUAUGGGCGCGAACUUGACGGACCGCACCCGCCACCCGCCAACGACACCUGGCUUUAUAUUGCGAGACCGCUCUGGGAUACCGAUGCACCAGUCUGCUUCAACCACAACUUCAGGAACGGAUUCUUCGGCAUGCUGUUUUUCCUCCAGAUUCUGACCGUGAUGUGGUUUUAUCUAAUCAUACGAGUUGCCAUUAAAGUGAUCAAGGGAGGCAGCGCCGAGGACACGCGAAGUGAUGACGAAGCAGAUGAUCUCGAGGAUCUGGAUGAGUAUGUUUACGAGGAGGCGCAGCCGCUUGAGGAGGAAGUUGGCGCAGACGAAAUCAACCUGAAGAGCUGGGAGAGGAGGGUGGCCCGCGGCAAAAGGUCAACAACGGCAACAGGAGUCAGCUUGCCUGGUCACAGCGACCGUAAGGAACUCCUCGGACGAAUCGGUUGCGAGAAGCAGGUUGACUAAGGUGGCGAUGAUUGUCUUGGUUAUAUUUGCCAAAAAAUACCUUUUUCCUUUUAUAGCGACAAGACCCGGGCAGGAAGGCAAUGGUUGCCAGAGCGAAGAAUGCACAGUGGUAUAGACGAGGGCCGGCCCACAAUCACCAACACUACCGCUUUGACUUGAGGGCGAAAUGCAAACUAGGAGGGUACACUAAUUGUGGGCGUUGGGGAGAUCAUUUUUUUGUUUUCGGAUUGACGGGUUUUCCGAAAUGUCUUUCUCCGUUGCGUAUACAUCGGUGCCUUCCUUUUUUUACUGUCACCGCCUCGCAACCAGCCCCCGCUUCUUUUUUCUUAUUUGGUUGCCCAUUUACUUGCGAAGGGCUGAUUUGUGAGAGAGUGGAAAGUUGUGGGGUGGUGUUGGGAGUCUACUGUUGCAUGGUUUCGCCAGCUGCUGCUCUGGUUGCUCAAAAAAUGGUGGAGGGGCAGGCAUUGGGAUGGAACGGAUAGGUGGGGAGGGGAAUUGGAACAUACACAAACAAACGAACGAAACGAACCCGAGGCGGGGAAAAAAGAAUACCCUAUUAUACCAGUUUUGUUUUCAUGCGUCGAUUAAUAUUGAAUAGAGAGAGAGCUGUUGGUGUACGGCUUAACAAAGAAUUUGUUAUGUCUGCCUCCUGACAGUCUGUCCAGGUUGGGGAAAGAUGGCUGUCUUUCAUCUUUAGUCCACAAACAUCCUUUGGUUUGUCACAAGACAGAGAGACGCGGCGAGCAGCACAUUAGUAGUUUUAAUAUCAACAAAUACCCAAUAUUUCCCUUCGCGUCCUGUCGUCUCAACCCGGGCAACUUG
This is a messenger RNA of Podospora pseudopauciseta, 2853 nucleotides long. It is a transcript of the gene lag1, whose product is annotated as Sphingosine N-acyltransferase lag1. Lineage: Eukaryota; Fungi; Ascomycota; Sordariomycetes; Sordariales; Podosporaceae. Gene Ontology annotation, biological process: ceramide biosynthetic process. Bases 592 to 2031 code for a protein of 479 amino acids. Gene Ontology annotation, cellular component: membrane. The transcript is spliced from 5 exons. Gene Ontology annotation, molecular function: sphingosine N-acyltransferase activity. The record is from RefSeq and is a predicted model, not a curated record.